Messenger RNA from Osmia bicornis bicornis, 12313 nucleotides. RefSeq lists its product as uncharacterized. The record is from RefSeq and is a predicted model, not a curated record. The transcript has 9 exons. Gene Ontology annotation, biological process: nervous system development; Wnt signaling pathway; pattern specification process. Bases 1740 to 10202 code for a protein of 2820 amino acids. NCBI's taxonomy places the organism in Eukaryota, Metazoa, Arthropoda, Insecta, Hymenoptera, Megachilidae. Gene Ontology annotation, cellular component: beta-catenin destruction complex; catenin complex; cytoplasmic microtubule. Gene Ontology annotation, molecular function: beta-catenin binding; gamma-catenin binding; microtubule binding.
GGGAGAAUAGAGAGGGAACAGGAUGGAAAGAGAAAGAACGAUAGCACAAAGGAACGAGCUGGAGAAAGACAGAACGAAUCGUGUGAGUCAGUGAUGGCGUACAGCAGCCAGGCCGAGCCCAGCUGUUCUUCGAUCCCCUAACCUACGCCAGUUUAUUUCAGCUACCAACAACACGCUACGUGGUCCCAAACGCGUUUCUCUUUUACCACGCGCAGUGUCUUUUAUCCGGCGAUCUUACUUCCGCUUUCGAUCGACCUUCCCGAUUCGUCGCACGGUUCGAAAUAAAAUGAAAAAUGCGAGUGAGAAAUGAUAAGAAUAAGGCGAAGAUUGUGAAUUCGUCGGUGAACCUCAUCGGUAUUGGAACCUCCACGGUACUUCCGGUGACUCGUCUCUCCCCACUGUGCAUCCGGGCUUACCAUUGAAAACGUGCGUGUCCCUUCGCGGACCAUCUCGUUAUCUGCCUUUCGAGGAACCUUUGAACCGUGUUCCCUUUGGUUCGUUCGAGCGAGAAAAUAACGAAUCGAUCGUGAUAUCGCGCGUUUAAGUGGUGAACGUCAUUGUUUCGUACCAAAGACGAGUGCUACGACUGUUCUCGAUGUACUGCGGAGUUUUUAAUGGGGAUUCUUUGGGAAGAUGUCAAGGGAAGACUUGGAAGAGAGGAGAUUCCGAAGUCCGUUUGAACUCGAGCGACUUUUAUCAUAGGAAACGUGUAAUAUGAAAAAUGAGAGUUCCACGAGGGUGAUGAAUUUUGAAGAGACUCGCUGGGAAUUUUAUUCCAGGUAAAUCUACCGAUCAAAGAGACAAAAUUUAUUCUUUUAUGACAGUCAGGAGUUUGAUAGAGAAUUGGACGAUUUUUGGAGAAAUUUAUCCUCGGUUGAUUUCUUGGCCGGGAGAUCAACCGUGACAGACGGAGGGAAAUAGAUUUUCCUUCUUUAUCUGUGGUCGCAAAAGGCGCGUCCGGUCAAUUUGCGAAACGAAUGGCAAAACGUGGGCUGCGAACUAGCGACGUAUAACUAUAAAUGGAACUUGUAGUGGUACAGCGUCGAUGGUGUGUCGCAAAGAAAAUUCAAAUGAGAAUCAAUGCAAUCUAAAACAAAUUUACCAAUUAGAUAUAGAAAUUGAGCACUUAGUCUCCGAUGAUGAAUUUUUAGAAACUUACAGAUGUCUAGAUCGAUUCUGCCAUAACGGAAGCUCGAUUUUCUUUGAAUUAUCGAUUACUCCCUGACAAAGCCUCGGCGGGAUCGAAUGACGCACGCCGAUACACGCUCGGUUCCGCGAAGCGUAUCGCGAAAUCGUUCCUCGUUCCGAACGCGUCCGUCUACGAGGCGCCUUCGAGCCUCGAGAAAUAGUUCCUUCGACGCAUUCCAGAAAUUCUCGAAAGGUCAGCGUACCAAUUAAGCCUCUUGUUUCGAGUACUGUGCAACAAGUACACGACACCGGGAGUUGGAGUCAGAGGAUAAAAAUCAGGGGGAAAGAGGUCGGUUAUCGAGGGUGGCGGCGAUGAGAUGGGUCGCUGAAAUGCCAGAGGGACAUUUUGAAAAUCUUUGCUGCGACGCAUGCGCGCCGGCGCGGCGCGGCGCACUCGACGCCCGAUGGAGCGCGAUGGAGCUGCCCCACGGUGGAUGAAGAAAGGGUCGAAACCCUGAAAAGAGGCUUUACGACGCGACACCGUGUGCGUCGAGCGUGGAUGCGGCGUGUCGCGAUCGAGAGGAUAUCAAAUCGAUUGAAUUCUCGAAAUAAUGCCGGGAGAAAAGGUGAAACAAACAACGUCGACGGGUAGAGAGGUAUCACCGGUGAAGACGAGCGAGUCGGAGACGAGGAGUCGAGCCGGCUCGAUGAUCCCUCUCCCCAGAGCGAUGCAACUCGCCUCGCAGAAUCCGAAAACCGUGAAAACCGAGAAGAAUCGCAUGAGAUUGAUCAUGGAAAAUAAAGGACAAGUUGACGGAGCGGAGAAAGAACGAAGGAUCAACGAGGAGGAUGAUGAAUCCGGCACGAGAUAUUGCGACUUAUCCCACAACGUGUAUCGAUGUCCUGUGCGAAAGGAGGACACUGAAGAGUGCCAGAAAAGAGCAGAAAGAUUCUCAGACGAGUGUCGCGUGUCUCACGAUUCGGCGAUAGGCGUCAGCGUGGAAGGUGCCGGCUCGUGGAGGGCCCAGAGGCGCCCUCACGGCAUCGAGCUACCUACGCCCCUUGCCAGCGUCGCGGCGCACGAGCUGGAGUCGUCGGCGGACGGCGCAGCGUUCAACCCCGUCGUCGCAUCGGCGACGACGUCCGCGAGAUGCUCGUUGGUGAAAAACUCGCUGAAACCAGCUUCGUCCUCUUCAAUAUCUCUGCCUGUCAAUGCCGUCAACUUCAGGCCAAGGUUGUACCUCGGCACUGUGAUCGCUGAGACCAGCAAAGAGGAUGCUAUGGAGCCGGAAGUCAAGGAGGAGGACGAACGAAGGUCGUCCACGCCAAGUCCAGAGAUUUAUACAAGAAGAAACAAACGCUACAAUGAGGGUGGCAGUAGCGAGGAAGACAACAAGCCAGACACAUCCGUGCAGAGCCACAGAUUACCGUCCUCGUAUCGAGGAACUUGGCCCAUCAGAAGAGACGUAUGGGCCAAUCAACAAAUGGGCUUUUCCCCCCAACAAAGCACGUCAACUACUGUACAUAAUGACGUAGCCAGCGUGAUGAGCUUCUCCUCGAAUUCUGGCACGGCUCUCGGCUGCUCCUCGGAGAUGCAAGGCGAUCGAAGACUAGGAGCGAAGGUGGACGUGGUGUACAACUUGUUAGGCAUGCUAGGUAGCACGGAAGGCAGAGAGGAUAUGAGCGCGACUCUCCUUUCCAUGAGCAAUUCUAUAGACAACUGUCUGAUUAUGAGGCAAUCAGGAUGUCUGCCUCUGUUGGUCCAACUGAUUCACGCGCCAGGACAGGAUCCAGAGACGAGGGAAAAAGCAUCGAGAGCUUUGCACAACAUCGUUCAUGCUAAAAGCGACGAAAGAGCUGGACGCAGGGAAGCGAGGGUGCUCCGGUUUUUGGAACAGUUGAGGGACUACUGUCAAGCCCUGAGGACAUCGUUGGAAACGGGACAGGUUCCUGACGAUCUGGAGAGGCAUCCCGGACCAACGAUAGCCGCGUUAAUGAAGCUCUCCUUCGACGAGGCUCAUCGUCACGCCAUGUGCCAGCUAGGUGGACUGCACGCGGUCGCGGAGCUCAUCGAGAUGGACCACAUGGCUCACGGUAGCGAAUGCGACGAUCAAAAUUGCAUCACCCUCCGUAGGUACGCCGGAAUGGCGUUAACGAACCUCACUUUCGGAGACGGGAACAACAAAGCGUUGCUCUGUUCCUUUCGGGAGUUCAUGAAGGCGUUGGUCUCUCAGCUGAGGAGUCCCAGUGACGAUCUCAGACAAGUGACCGCGAGCGUUUUAAGGAAUCUGUCCUGGAGAGCCGAUAGUAGCAGCAAGCAAACGUUGAGGGAAGUUGGAGCCGUGACUGGGCUGAUGAAAGCCGCGAUGGAGGGCAGGAAGGAAUCGACCCUCAAGUCGAUACUUUCUGCGCUUUGGAAUCUCUCGGCGCAUUGUAGUACGAACAAAGUGGACAUCUGCGCUGUGGACGGCGCGCUCGCGUUUCUCGUCGACAUGCUGAGCUAUAAAGCACCCUCUAAGACUUUAGCCAUCGUCGAAAAUGCCGGAGGUAUACUGAGGAACGUGUCCAGCCACAUCGCAGUCAGGGAGGAUUAUAGGGCUAUCGUGAGGGAGAGGGGAUGUCUGCAAGUUCUACUGCAGCAGUUACGUUCACCUAGUUUGACCGUCGUCAGUAAUGCUUGCGGAGCACUGUGGAACCUCUCUGCCCGGUGUCCGCAGGAUCAGCGACUGCUCUGGGACCUGGGCGCGGUCCCCAUGCUUCGCAGUCUGAUCCACUCAAAGCACAAGAUGAUCUCUAUGGGCUCGAGCGCAGCCUUGAAGAAUUUGCUAAGCGCCAGGCCAGGUUGUAACAAUCUCGUCCACCUAGAUUCAACGGCAAGAGGACUGGGCCUUCCGACUUUGCCCACCUUGGUCGCACGCAGACAGAGGGCUCUGGAACAAGAGAUAGAUCAAAACUUGGCCGAGACUUGUGACAAUAUCGAACCGAGCACGUCCCCGACGAACAAAGACGACAAGUUCUCCUUCAAAGUAGAUCACAGCUUCUUAGGCAUCAAUACACGCACCCUGCGCUCCUAUCAGCUGCACAACCAGCCCAGUACCUCCAGCAUUAAAUGCAACGGAGUCGCCAGAAGCGAAAGCAGAGACUCUAUGCGCUCCAUAACAAGUACUCACUCCGACACCAUGUUCGAGAGGGUGAAUCGUCACGUCCUGAACGGAUUGUCUCCCACGGAGGUUCAGAUCAAGCAGCAGUCUUCGUCGUUGCACGCCGCGGUUGGUUUCGACGCCGGGAUGUCCAAAGAAGGACACAAGGUCUCUUCUGAGAAAAAGUACACUCUGCGUUACAAAAAUGCCAUUCCGGAUCGUCUGAAGUCCUCGGACGGAUUCAAUGGCCUGGGUGACCUUAGAUGCACAAACUCAACCAUUUCUUGGUCCUCGGCACCGGACCAGGAAUCUGCUUGCUCCCAGAAUCUGUUGCACUCCUCGGUGGAAGACAAUUUGCCUCAGGGUAUCUCGUUGAAAGGUGGCAGUCAGUCCAGUAUCCCUGAUGAAACUGAACUGAACGUUUGCACAAAAGCAGAAUAUUCGACUACUAAGACGGUCAUCGACACCUCGUCCACGCUGUCCUUCGUUGGCACUAGCUCUUCAGUCAAAGAUGGAUUUGGUAACGUGCUUCAUCAGCACAACUCGUUGAACACCAUACAAAAAGCUAUUUCCCCGACUGUUAGCCACCGAACAGAGGGGAAUCUGUUCAGCGACUACGCUGUUACCGAUCUGGAUCAACCCACCGAUUACAGCUUGCGUUACGCUGAGCGUAGCUUGGAGGAUGAAGAGAAACAACAUUCGCAUUAUUUCCCAAACGCGGAGCAGGAGCUGAUUCACGAGGACACAUUGAAGACUUACUACACCGAGGGAACGCCUCAUGGCACGUCUUUGAAUUGUUCCAGAGCAGCCUCUGCCUCGGAUUUGCAAGAUGAGAGUCGACAGAGGAACUCGAAGAAAUUGCAAGAACGAAAUAAGUUGCAAGAAAAGGAUCCAUUGAAAUUUCAUAGCACGGUGAAGAAGGGUGCUAAAGGAAGUCAGGGAUUGCAUUACUUUGAAGGCAAUGUUAAGGAUAAUAAUAUUGAAGAGGAUGCUCAUUCGUCUACAAAUGGUCCAGUAAGUUUGAGGAUUACACUUUCACAAGUAUCCCCAGGUAAUUUACAGUACCAUGAUGAUGAUGAUGAUGAUAAGUACAAAGCAUCCAACUCAACAACUCUAAUUAAAUCAGUCACAGAAGAGAAAUAUGAAACUAAAAAUGUUAUAUUUGAAAAGAAUGAAAAAUGUGAGCAAAAUUUUCCUGAAAACGGAGUUAAUUCUUACGUGAUCAGUACACUGAAGGCUUCUAAUGAUUCAGGAUAUCAAGUCAGUGAUGGGGAUGAGGACGAUGAAGAUCUGCUUACAGCUUGCAUUAAUAUUGGAAUGCAAAAUAACAGACACAGGCAUUCGUUCAUAGGAAAUAAUUUUGAGAAGGUUGCACGAAAUGAGAGCACUUUAACCAGGUACCAAACAAGCAUAGCACUCGAUCAGAUGGAGUGCAACUCAUCAGUCGAUUCUACCAUGAAUAGUCUUGAUAUGAAACAAGUGGAAUCUGAAGAAAUAACAGAUUCAGAUAUUUGUAAAAAUCAAAUGAUGGAUAAUGCAGCAAAUGUAAAUAUUGAAUCUGAUUAUAACCAAAGUACAACGAAAUUUAUGCAAAAGAUAGUGGAACACGAAAUCUCCCUGAAAGAAACGAAUAAAGUUUUACAGAAUGAAUUGGAUAAAGGGAGUUCAAUAAUGGACGACGAUAAUCUGUGUAACUUCUCGUUACCCUCGAAUCUGAGAAACAGUCCAGAACUACAGGAAACGAUAGUUUUCAAUACUGAACCGAAUCAACAGCAGUAUUUGUCCGGUAUAGAUACUCAGUCUAACGAAGAUAUAUCAUCUUUGGUUCACAAUGAUCUCCUCGACGAUGCUAUCAACUGGGACAACGAGAAAGCAUCAGAAAUAAAGGACAAAGUUACAGAGAACUUGUCCAUGCAACAGUCUUACACAAAAGUAACAGAUUCUGAAAGCAGCGAAUCCAUCGAUUCCGUGGAACAAUCUGAACACGCGCUUUUAGAAUUGUGCAUACAGUCUAGACCAACGAAGACCAUUGACAACAUUCAAAGCAGCACGAUGAAAUCCAAUACGGUCAAUGAAUUUAGACAGAAACGGCAUAACGAUUCGGAUGAGGAUAGUAAAAUUUACAACGACAUAUGUGAAGUGGAUGGUAUUAAAAAAGAAGAAAUUGGCACAAAGCACAAAACGUCACAGAGAAAUGGAGAUACAAUGAAGUACGUUGAAAAAGAAGAAGUGUAUCGUCGUCAGCGAGAUCCCGAUGCCAUGAUCGCCUCGCUGGAUCGGUUAACAGCGACCCUGGUGCAACAAACGGAAGCGAUACGAGAACGGGACUCGAGUGCAAUGAAACAGAGCAUAAUAAGCGAUACAUGGAACGAAGAUUCUCCUAAUGAGAUUUCUUUUCCCAGUAUCAGCAUCAGUGCUCCCAUCAUAGCCUCGUUCAAGAGCGACGUACCAGAGGAACAAGGUACGAUCACCUCCGAAUGCGUAGAGACGGUUAGCAGCGAGAGUGGGCACAUGACUAACUCGAAGAUCAUUCAGAGAGAGGCAAUCAAAUUGGCGGAAGCAGUUGACGCGGAAAUGAACAGGCAAAACGAAUUCGACACGACCAGUAUGACGUCCAUGGAUUUGGAAGCGAUCAAGCCUCCAUCCUCCAUGGGUAGCUUGUUGUCUUUGACGGCCAGUUACGCUGGAUCAGGUGACUGCAGCGAAUCGUUCGUUAAUCGAGACAGGUGCAAUUCAACGUCCCUUCCUCCACUCCAGGUGAAGAGCGUGUCCUCCACAGACUCUCGAGGUUGUCGCAAGAAGUCCCUUCCCCUUGGCGUCGUAGCCAAGCGAGCUCUUAAUCAAACUCAGAGUCACACAGGGAGCUUGGAGAAUCUGUUGAACGAAUGCACUGGCUCCCACUUGGAAAGCGUCAAACCACCUUCGAUGAUGGACGAGUUACCAGACGUCGGUGACAUGGAGAACAGCAUGCUGAGCGUCGCUAGUAUCACGUCGGAAAUUGCAGAGAUUAAAGAUCACUAUUUGCACAGCCUAACCGGAAGCGACGUUGUGUUCGACUUGCUGAAACCCGUUGCGAACGUGCUGUCCAUGACCUGCAUGCGUUACGCCGAAGCUAUGCAGAAUAGCGGGAACAACAGUCUGAGCGAGUGCUUGGAGAACAUCAACCCUCCUUCUUUGUUCAACGAAGUCUGCGAAAUGGACGAAUCGACGGUGGAGCAGGCGACUGAAACGAUCUGCAGCGAUACCUUGUGCAUCGACGUGGAUUUGCACACGGAAGAAGCUCCGCAUCCGAUCGUAGAAAGGAUCGACGAAGUGGGCAACGACACUGACGAGGCUGUUACUCCUAUCUCGUCAGAGUAUUGCGGCACUAGCUCGGCCGAAUCUACGCCCAGGAAACGGGCGCACAGAAAUCUGACACCGAAGCAGAAACGAAAUUUGGCCAAGGAGAGGUACAAGACGUACACCAUAGCAGCUGAGAUGGACAAGAAGGAGAAGGAAGCAGAGCGACGAGAGAACGCAAAGGGUGAAGUGAGUAGAGUUCCACGUGGAAAGUGUUCACCUUUUUCCAAGCUGACGCCUAAGCAACGUAGACAGGAAGACAGAGCCAGGUUCCAGACGCAGGUACUGGAAAACCCUUUUCCUGACUUGAACCAAGAUCAGAACCCUCAGCAAGAAAUUGAUAGUACUCGUGAUCAGGAGAACGCUCAGAAACUGGAAUCACCAACCCCUGUUAAAUCCUCUAUUCCCACAUUUUCCAAAGUUCCCACCUGCAAAACGUUGAUCAAAAACCGCAUGGAGCAGAAGAAGAACAGGGAAAGGUAUCGCACAAGAACCCUGAACGACUCGGAGUGUAUUUUCAGAGAGGGGGAGAACGGUGUCGCAUCAGGUACUAUGGAAGAAAGAGUAUCCGACUCGCCGCGUAACAUUCAAUCGGAUGAAAUCCAAACCAUGUUAGAACAGAACGCCACCAUUGUACUGAAUACUUUGAACGAAUCGAAUAAGACGAACGAGAACGGUGAGGAUGGAUUACUGGAUUGCGAGACUAUAAGUUUAGUGUCCAAUGAAUCUGAGUCGGAACGAAAUUUGCGAAUGAAAUUCGUCAAUGGUGUUUCCAAGAAACUGAUAGGCUCUUGUGCACAGCAGAUGGAAAACGUACCAGAACCAGAAUGUGAAAUUGAAACAGCCAGGUCACAGGAGGACAUCAGGUAUCCCGACGCGGUAGAAAGCGAAAGCGACGACGAAUCGAAUAACACGGAGGAACCACCUAGAGAAACAAAGAGGCCGCGAAUAAUCAAGCCAGGAAUGGUGAGGGACCUCAGCAACGAUUCGAACGCCACGGACAAGUCAGACCCAGAAAGUCCAAAGGCUAUUCGUGGCAGAAGGAAAGCUCUGUAUUCGAACCCAAUAACCCGAAAGCCAACGCCGCAAUCAUCUCCGUUAAAACAAGUGAACCCUGUCAGUGGGAUACCCAUAGGGCGCAGCAACACUUCCCCCAUCGUCAGAGCUACCAGAGCCACCACGCUCAGACAAAACAACAACAAUCCAAGCGUCGCGACGAAAGAGACACCCAAGUCAAACAUGAGUACUAAAAUACCUCCCAGUUCAACGGACGCAGAGAAGAGAACGAAAAUCUUAUCAGUAGCUGCGAAGAGGGCGUCGGUUCCUCAGAAAGGAUCCUCACUGACCUUCACAAAGUCUGUGAAAAGACAUAGCACACCUCCAACGUGUUCUCCCUCCAACUAUCAACAAGAGAGCAAACCGGACCUUCCUGUUAAACCCCUAGAAAGACAGGGUACAUUUACCAAAGACGAACCAGAAGUGGAGAACGCCCCCACGGUGGUCUCUACAUCCUCCUCACCCAUAAAAACGAAGAUCGCGAAACCGAUUAGAGGUGCCACCUCCAAGGUACAUCCGGCGGUAAGCAAACCUAAGAUCGCACCGAAGACUCAUCAAGCGCACCAGUCGAAGGUGACGAAGGGAGCUGCUUCAGAGAAGAUGCAGUCUUCCAAAGCGUUGCCGCUGAUGGUGGCUCCUAAACGAUUGCCUACAGGUAAGGUAACCACGACCUCAAAAAUUCCGGCUGGCAACCAAAACCUCGGCCAGAUCGAAAAUGGUAAAAUCUUUCGGAAAGUCAGUCCUCUGGGGCAGAGGUCGAACAGCAAUUCCAGUAUCGUGUCCAAUUCGUCGACAGGUGCGCAGACGAGGAAACUGGCCAAGGAGGCGACCAGUAAAAUAGCGAGUCUCUGGAAGAAAGUAGAGGAGAGUAAGAACAAGCAACGGUUCGAGAAACCGGACACCAGGCAAUGGGUGCAACCUGGCAAUUGUGCCAACGGCGUGGACGGUCCUUCCCCGGUCGGUAAUCCACCAGCUUUCAGAUUGUUCCGCAGUUCGACGUUCGAGGGAGUGCCCCAAGAGAACGAUCACCCGGAAUCGAAUUUAUACAAGUCGAAGUUGAAGAGACCUUUGGUUAUCGGCGUGCAACCCAGUAAAACGAAGUACAGAAAUUCGUGUGACCUGAGUGGAAUGAACGCGAACGAUGCUCCCUGCAAGAUACCCGUCAAGUCUAGCGAACCCUCCACGUACAAAAAGGACACGGCAGAAGUAGAGGACGCCUCGGUUAUUUUACGGAAACCGCACGCUGAGUCUUCCACAGCGGAUGCGGUGGAUCCUACGAAACGUAUAUCGCGCCUAGGUUCCUUCAUAAGAGUAGAUUCGGCAAAUGGCGCAGAUGGCGCUGCACAAACGCACGCAAAUGGCGGCAAUGUUCGUACACCCGCAUCCGCUAUCGUACCUCCCUUCAAUUACAAUCCGAAACAGGAUAUUCCUUCUUCGCAGGCAAGCAAAGUGACGUCAGACGACAGCGAAGAAAAAUUUCGAAUGACGGAUUGUCACAGCGACAUCGUCACUGCUUCUACGAGAGUGACGACAGUAUAGGAGGAGCCUGUUAUUAAAUAACAAGUUUUCGUUCAUAGUAUCGCUUCUUUGUUUCAGGCUAGUCAUUGUAUAUUUGCUUUAUUACGCUGUGUGUCAACACACUCGGCACUUCAUCGCGACAACUCGAUAAGUAAGUUGCAAAAAAGGUAUUCAUAUUUUGGUUAAACUUUUCUUCGGAGGCCCAAAAAUGAUGGCCUUUUCUUUUUAUCUUCUUGAAGUAUUUAACGAGUAGAAUCUAAAAAUUCAAGUUUUAAGGCGCGGAAUCCACCGAGUCAGAAGUUAUGCGUAUGUAAAAGCGUUUUUAGCGUAUUUGACAAGUUAUUUCGACGUCAAAUUGACUCUUCCCCGCAUUCAAUUCUUCGCCGGCCGCCAGCUGGACUCUAUUCGUUGGGUGUAAGUACCAUCAGUUCCUAUCAAAUCUGAGGGGAUAUUGUUUAUAAAAAAAAAACCUGAGGUUACCGGGUUUAGGUAGCCACUUCUGUACAUAAUUCUGUUUUACCGACGGCGACUCCACUCAUUGGACAUCAGGCUACAAGACAAUAUGGCGUCGAAGUGACUUUUCAAAUACGCUAAAAACGCUCACUUUUACACAUGCAUAGCUUCUGAACUGGUGGAUUUCGCGCCUUAAAACUUGAAUUUUUAGAUUCCACUCGUUAAAUACUUCAAAGAGAUAAAAAAAAAGACAAUAAUUUUUGGGCCUCUGAAGAAAAGUUCAGCCCAUAUUUUUCCUGGUCGUUUAAAUGACACUGAAAUAUUGUGUUUCGAUGAUUUUUUAGACUCUUCGUAUGUGGAAGAAUGGUCAUUCAGGUGUAUUUCUUGGUUGCAUGCGUUGUGAUGCAAGUUUUUAAUAUGUACGGAUAAAGUGUGAGAUAGUCGUCGAAGAUCAAUAAUGAUAUAUCAUUCCUAUUCACUUUACGUAUUGUAUAUACAUUAUUAUUGAGAAAUUCCAUCAUGACGAGGACAUUUAAAAUCGGUAGUAAGUAGCAGUAAUUAUGCUCGAUUAUUUAUUCAACUUUGUAUAUAUAUUCAACGUGAAUGAAGAAUGUAGAAAGGUUUAGCGAAUACGUAUUACGACUCAUGGUGUAUAUCGCAGAAGAUAAAACAAAAAUGAGUGUCGCUGUACAUCUUCGUAAUUAGAUAAAUUCGCAAGGGAUAAGAUCUGUAUUUUGUUUCAACCAUAAUUGAUUUGUAUUCUCUUAACGAAUACAAAGUCUAAUUACUUUUAAAGACUGAUAGAAACAUGAUGAUGAUGAUGAUGAUUCGGACAAAACUUGGACAUCUUCAACGCAAACAGAAUGUUACGAUAAUUGCGGUAGCGAUGUUUAUAUCAAUGUAGCGGUCUAAGUAACGCUAGACUGGCAUUACGUGAAGAGAACAAAAUUUUGUAAAUCCUUUACUUUAAGUUUCUAGUCUAUUUGAAAAAUCUACAGUUGAAAUAGCUUCUAUUUUGGUCAUAUGUGUAAUAACAUAAAAAAAUCAAUUUGCAUGUAAUAAGCGUCUACUGAUUCGACUGGUUACCCUUUCUAAAAUACAUGUAGGUACAAUUACGAGUGUGUACGGAUCAAUUAUGUAUUUGUAGAUCGAAAAAUUGAAAAUAUUGGCAUUGCAUUGGUCAAUUUUAUUUUUUCUUUAGUUUCAUUAAAAAAAAAAAAAAAAAAAAAAAACAUUAACAGCAGAAACUUUGCUGCUUAUCUGAAAUGUUUAACAAAAGAUACAAUAUUUUAAGUUUUCUUCUAUAUUGUGUCAUCUUUCCUUCUACAUGUGUUAGAUCAAUCUAAAAUCUCAUUAGAAGGAGAAUGUUUGACACCGUGUAGAGUAGAUUCUAUUACGAAUUAUUUCAAUAUAUUUGUUAUGAGUGUUUUACCCUGUUCCAGUUCGAGUUAAUUAGAUUUAACCCUUCCAACUUGGAACCACAUCAGGGUACCCUUAUAUUUUCUUUGUUAUACAAGGUUUGGUCUGUACACCAGAUUAUUUUUCAGAGUUCUUUUAUAAUAUUUGUCUUUUACCUAGAUCUUAAGUGUAAUCUUUGGUUAUAUUGUAUUUUAGAUUUGGUAGGCAUCUUAAUGAUUUGUAUAUUAAUAAUUGCAGUACAAUAAAAUUAAUAGCUACUA